AUGAAGAGCAACAUUAUUUUUGCUCUUUUCAGCAUGGCUCUUGUCGCCGUUGCCGCCCCGACCGGUGAGCUAGCAGACCUUUUCUGCAAUAAUGGCGGUGGUGACAAAGGUGUUGGUCUCGGUGCGGGCCUCGGUGAUGGCAUAGCCUCCGCUCUGGGCGGUGGGGGCGGCGGUGGCGGCUCCAUUGGCGAUGGGAUUGGCGGCGGUUUUGGGGGAGGCUUUGGUGGGGCGACGGGAGCCGGCGCUGGUGCAGGUCUCGGCGCUGGACUGGGAGAGGACGAUGAGUAUGAUGAUUGA
Penicillium brevicompactum is the source of this 297-nucleotide messenger RNA. RefSeq lists its product as uncharacterized. Bases 1 to 297 code for a protein of 98 amino acids. The record is from RefSeq and is a predicted model, not a curated record. Lineage: Eukaryota; Fungi; Ascomycota; Eurotiomycetes; Eurotiales; Aspergillaceae. The transcript has 2 exons.